Messenger RNA from Erigeron canadensis, 3520 nucleotides. RefSeq names its product probable LRR receptor-like serine/threonine-protein kinase At2g16250. Gene Ontology annotation, biological process: protein phosphorylation. Lineage: Eukaryota; Viridiplantae; Streptophyta; Magnoliopsida; Asterales; Asteraceae. Gene Ontology annotation, cellular component: plasma membrane. The record is from RefSeq and is a predicted model, not a curated record. Bases 420 to 3128 code for a protein of 902 amino acids. The transcript is spliced from 4 exons. Gene Ontology annotation, molecular function: ATP binding; protein kinase activity; protein binding.
GUUGGUAGUGAUUUGAUGAGUGAGAAAGUACCACCAAAAACACACACACACACACACACAGAGGUUUUCGAGCUCAGCCUUUCAGUCAACCCAGCCCCCACCCCCACCUCACUGGAUCUUUAACCACCGCCGGAAAAACCCUUUUUCCGGCGAUCUCCACCGACCUCAAAGAUCACACCUUUUUCAAAUUUUAUUCACUUCCCAUUGCUUUAUUCUUCAAAUCUUUCAACAUAGUGUAGUACUACUAAAAAAGAUAGUUUCUUUGAUUUUGUAAUCAAUCAGUUUAAAAAGGUAUGACUUUAUGAAUAUUUGCAUUGCCAUUUUUAUACCAUUUUAUUUAUUUUUGUCUAUAGUUAUAAAUAAAUUUAUAAAAAUGUCAAUGCAUAUAAAGUAGUAUAUAUACAUAUAUAUAUAUUGUUAUGGGGCAGAACAAUUAUCAUAUUGUGUUAUUAUUGUUGCUAUGUUUGUUGUUUGGAGAAACAUUUGAACAACAACAACCACAACAACCAAAAGUUGUUGUGUCAAGAUUUAGGGAAGAAAGGGCAGCUUUAUUACAACUUAGAUCCUCUUUAGGUAUAAGAUCAAAACAAUGGCCAAUUAAAUUGAACCCGUGUUUGAAUUGGGUCGGGAUUUUAUGUCGAAAUGGUAGUGUUAUUGGGAUUAAUAUUUCAGGGUUUAAGAGAACUAGAGUUGGUAGAAGGAACCCACAAUUUGCAGUCGAUUCUCUUGUGAAUUUAACCAAUUUGGUUUCGUUUAAUGCUUCGAGAUUUAGACUUCCUGGUUCGAUUCCUAAUGAGUUAGGGGAAAAUCUUCAAACCCUUCAAGUUCUUGAUCUUAGGUCUUGUGAUAUUUCGGGUGCUAUUCCUUUUAGUGUUGGAAAUUUUUCUAGUCUUAAUGAGUUGUAUUUGUCGGAUAAUGCUCUCACGGGUACCAUUCCUUCUAGUUUGAGCCAGUUGUCUCGUCUUUCGGUUCUCGAUUUGUCUAGAAACACACUCACUGGAUUAAUCCCUUCGUCGUUUGGAUCUUUGGUUAAUCUUACUUUGCUUGACAUGUCAUUGAAUUACUUAUCUGGCGUCAUUCCUGAGUCGUUUGGGAACUUUCUAAAUCUUCAGUUUUUGAAUCUUUCUGGUAACAGUCUGUCAUCUUCAAUACCUACUCAAUUGGGUAACAUUAGUAGUUUGGUUGUUCUUGAUCUGGGGUUCAAUACGUUUUCUGGGACGCUGCCAUUAGAAUUUGGGAGAUUAAGGAGUUUGCAAAGGUUGAUAGUUGGGAAAAAUAUGCUUACGGGUAAUUUAUCUGGUAAUUUGUUUUCUUCACAAAGUGGGUUGCAAAGUUUGGUUUUGGAUCAUAAUAACUUCACUGGUAAUAUACCUGAUGCGUUAUGGUCACUUCCUAAUCUGACCUUUCUAGAUGCAUCUGGUAAUAAUUUCACGGGUCUGUUACCGAAUAUUGAUUUGAACGGUAACGUCACAUUGAAAGUUUUCAAUCUCUCACAUAAUAUGUUUUAUGGAAAUGUUACAACUGUUUUGAGGAAGUUUAGCUCGGUGGACUUGUCGUAUAAUUACUUGCAAGGCACGGUUCCGGGUUAUGCACGUGGGGUUGCAUCCUUAAAUAGUAACUGCUUACGAAACUCCACAGGUCAGAGAAGUGUGAGGGAAUGUGCAGCAUUUUAUUCUUUAUUGGGUUUACCGUUUGAUGAUUUUCCAAAUGGCGCUUUGCCGCCUUCUCGAAACGGUCAUAAAAGCAACAAAAAGUGGAUUAUAUUGGCGGCCGUGGUGGGCGGGGUUGGACUUAUUAUACUUCUUGCACUUAUUGUGAUACUAGUGGUUGUAUGCUGCCGAAAAAGGCAUACAACUAGUCAAAGAGGGACCGGGGUGGGACCCGCUCCAGCCACUGGUGCUCCACCGCAACCAGGAGUGGGGUUGGAUCUAUCUAAUUUAGGAGACUCAUUCACUUAUCAGCAGAUUCUUGCAGCCACUAGUGACUUUAGUGAUGCAAAUCUGGUAAAGAAUGGUCAUUCGGGUGACCUUUUUAGGGGUGUUAUAGAUGGUGGCAUACCUGUAAUUAUUAAGAGAUUCAAUGUGGGGUCGGGGGUGAAGGAUAGUUUUAUGGUGGAAUUAGAUUUAUUUAGCAAGGUAUCUCAUCCUCGAUUGGUGCCUCUUUUGGGACAUUGUUUGGAGAAUGAGAAUGAAAAGUUUCUUGUUUACAAAUACAUGCCAAAUGGAGAUUUGAGUAGUUCUUUGUAUAGGAAAAAUGAACAUGAAGAUGACAGUUUACAGUCGUUGGAUUGGAUAACCAGAUUAAAAAUCGCAUUAGGAGCUGCUGAUGGGCUUUCUUAUCUGCAUCAUGAAUGCAGUCCGCCCCUCGUUCACAGAGAUGUUCAAGCAAGCAGUAUACUUCUUGAUGACAAAUAUGAAGUGCGGUUAGGAAGCCUAAGUGAAGUUUGUUUUCAAGAAGGGGACAGUCAUUCAAACCGGUUUACCAGAUUGCUCAGAUUACCGCAGACUUCUGAACAAGGUGCUUCUGGUGUAGCUACUGCGACAUGUGCCUAUGAUGUCUACUGCUUUGGGAAGGUAUUACUUGAGCUUGUAACAGGCAAAAUGGGAAUCAGUGCAUCGAAUGAUUCAAGCACAAAAGAAUUAUUAGAAGGAAUCCUUCCGUAUAUCAACAUAUAUGAUAAAGAACUCGUAACAAACAUUGUAGACCCAUCUUUAAUCAUUGACGAGGAUUUAUUAGAAGAAGUAUGGGCAAUGGCUGUUGUAGCUAGAUCUUGCCUCAACCCGAAACCUGCAAGACGACCCCUUAUGAGAUAUAUUCUUAAAGCGUUGGAAAACCCAUUGAAAGUAGUGAGAGAAGAAAGUGGAAGCUCAGCAAGGCUACGGACGCCUUCUUCAAGGGGUUCUUGGAAUGCUGCAUUGUUUAGUAGCUGGCGGCAGAGUUCAACUGACAUGGCGGCUGGAGGGGCGGGACCAAGUAGCCUUAAGAGGUCAGGGACGAGCGGAUCACAGUCAGGGAGUGGUCAUAAUGGUGGAGGAGAUCAUUCUUCUUCAAAUAGGAGGCAAUCAAAAGAUGUAUUCCCUGAACCUUUGGACGUGCAAGAUGAGGAUAGAUCGAACAAUGAGCAUUGAUAGACAGAUUGAUUCUUUGUUAAUAACCCCACCCACCCCGUUAGUUUCAUGUACAAUCGAUGCAGGUAAAGUUGAAGUUAUUGAUGAUGAUAGAUAAAAGAGAUUUGUUUUUCUUGAUAGAGGGACAUAAAUUGCAUGUGGGUGUUGAUAUACAGGGAUAGAAAGUGCGGGUUUUAAGCCGCAAAGUUAACCUUUUUUUGGAAUUUUUUUUCUUUUUCCCCGUUUCUUGGGCUUGUUCUAUUGUUCAUGGUUAAAAGCAAGCAAUUUUUUCGUUGUAAUUGGUGGGUGCUCUUGUCGAAUUGUAAAUUGUAAUGGAUUUUGUUUUGAUCCGCUUCUGGUGAGAAACAGAGGUUUAGAUGAUUAUUCAGUUCUUUUAUUCCUUUUAAGGACCA